Molecule: messenger RNA, 1620 nt
Organism: Triticum aestivum (bread wheat)
Lineage: Eukaryota; Viridiplantae; Streptophyta; Magnoliopsida; Poales; Poaceae
Product: probable carboxylesterase 5
Exons: 1
Coding region: 36-1319 (427 amino acids)
Molecular function (GO): hydrolase activity
Source: RefSeq, a predicted model, not a curated record
ACAAGAGUUCCAAAGUAAAGCAUCUCAACUGCGCCAUGCAUGCAAACAAGACAUCUCCAGCGAAUGAGAAGGACGGACAUGACAUCUCCGUGGACAUGUACCCCUUCAUACGCAAGUACAAGGACGGCAGCAUCGAGCGUUUCCUGCGCAGCCCAUUCGUGCUGGCGUCGCCGGAUCAGGGCGGCAACCGUGGGGUGGCGACGAGGGACGUCGUCGUCGACAUGGCCACCGGCGUGUCUGUGCGCCUGUUCCUCCCGUCCCGUGCCGCCGGGACCGCACGCAGGAAUGGGCUUCCUCUCGUCCUCUACGUCCAUGGCGGCUCGUUCUGCACGGAGAGCGCUCUCGGCCGGACGUACCACCGCUACGCGACCUCCCUCGCCGCCAGCGCCCGGGCCCUCGUCGUGUCGGUGGAGUACCGUCUAGCGCCGGAGUUCCCCAUACCCGCAGCCUACGACGACGCGUGGGCCGCGCUCCAGUGGGCGGCUUCCAUGUCCGACCCUUGGCUGGCCAGCUACGCCGACCCUGCGCGAACAUUCCUGGCCGGCGACAGCGCGGGCGGCAACGUCGUCUACCACACGGCAGUCCGCGCCAGCCACGAAGUCAACGACGACAUGAUGGACAUUGCGGGGCUGAUCAUGGUGCAGCCUUACUUCUGGGGAGCCAAGCGGCUGCCUUCGGAGCUCGCGUGGGACGACAGCGAGGGCGUUGCGGGCCUUGCGGCGGUGUUCCCGCCGUACGGGGUGGACCGUCUGUGGCCGUUCGUGACGGCCGGCCAGUCCGGCAACGACGACCCCCGGAUCGACCCUCCGGCCUCGGAGGUCUCAUCGCUGGCUUGCCGCCGCGUGCUCAUCGCCGUGGCCGGGAAGGACUCUCUGCGGGACCGCGGCCUCGGCCUGGCGGCCCGCAUGCGUGAUCACGACGCGCCGUGGCCUUGGAUGACGCCGGGGCGCCGCGAGGUGACAGUGGUGGAGUCCGAAGGCGAGGACCACGGCUUCCACCUCUACAGUCCGCUGAGGGCCACCAGCAAGAGGCUCAUGGGGAGCAUCGUGGAGUUCAUAAACCAGCAGCCCAGCUCGUCGCCUGCUAAUCCUGUGGUGUUCGGCGUGCCCACGACGCCGUUCAAGGACGUGUUUGGGUAUGGCAUGGCCAUGAAGUCCUGGGGCACACGGUCCCGUAUGGCUACUUCCUUUAAAAUUGGAAGGGUUGGGCCAUCCAACAAAAUCUCAGUUCGACUGCCGAUGCCUGCUGGUAACGCUCAUCACAAACAUCCAUUAUCUGCUGCGGUUCCGUGGGGUUGUGUGAUCAACAACUUUUUCUAGAUGACGGCCGUCCUGAUAACGCGCACAUAAAUUAAUGUCUCAUUCAGACUCUCUUCAGAGGGUCUAUGACAAGGGUAUGCCCUUCUCCACUGCAUACUAGUACACUAAAUAAAACACAAAGAGUCCACUACCUAGUAUUAAUUACUCUAUUAGUCAUGUGAGUCCUUCAGGCCAAGAGCUGGAUUAUUAGUUAAAACGGUCCUAUUGGUACUAUCCAUUAGGAUUUUUGGGAGAUCAAAUUCACAAAUGUAUGCCAAUUACAGGCCAGGGAAUUAUAUAUAAACUUGUCUGCUUUAUCUUA